Messenger RNA from Penicillium manginii, 939 nucleotides. RefSeq lists its product as uncharacterized. Gene Ontology annotation, molecular function: oxidoreductase activity. The record is from RefSeq and is a predicted model, not a curated record. The coding region runs from base 1 to 939 and encodes 312 amino acids. NCBI's taxonomy places the organism in Eukaryota, Fungi, Ascomycota, Eurotiomycetes, Eurotiales, Aspergillaceae. The transcript is spliced from 7 exons.
AUGCCGAAACUCCCUCCCUACGAAUAUACUGGCCCGGUUGAUUGUACCAUUCCGCCAGAUUGUGCGGUUUUAAAGGACAAGAGUGUCAUUGUGACUGGAGGUAAUAUCCCGAGAUUAAUCGUAGCAUAUGUAACGAUAGCUGAUCUGAACGAAGAAAGAGGGAAGCAAGUUGCGGAGGAGCUGAGCCCAAAUGCCCAGUUUGUGAAGUGCAAUAUCACAUCUUGGGAUGAUCAAGUUGAAAUGUUCGAGGCUGCGAUCAAAAAUUCUCCUCAUAAAAGUUGCGACAUCGUCAUCGCGAAUGCUGGAAUUAGCCGUGCUUCUGGAGAUGAUCUAUGGCCUUUGGAUGAUCCAAGUUCCCCCCCGGUGAAACCGGAACUUAGCAUCGUAAAUGUCAAUCUCAUCGGCACAAUGUAUACCUGGAAACUUGCUGUCCAUUAUUUUCGAAAGCAGCCGGACACGGAAGACCGAGAUCGCUGCUUCAUAAUUACUGGAAGUAUGGUAUCUUGGAUUGAUUCUCCAGCGAACUGGCAGUAUACAAGCAGCAAGUACGGACUGAGGGGGCUAAUGCGAACAGCCCGAAGAAACUCGCACGAGCAGGGAAUCCGAAUUAACUACGUCGCGCCCUGUUAUAUCAAAAGUGCUAUUCGCUCAGCUGCCUACGAAGCUCAGCUUAUUUCCAAGGGCGUCGAGUUUGCGCCGCAGGAAGAUGUGGCAACAUGUAUGAUGAAACUUGCAACUGACCGCACGAUUAAUGGGCACUCUCUUAUGAUCACUCCGAAAUCAGUUGCAAAGGAAGGCUACAAGGACGUGGGUAUGGACGACCAUAUUGAGGAGGGAUAUUUCAAAAGAACACAGGAAAUCCAAUUGGCCAUUAUCGAGGACAAAUGGGAAGUAGGAUGGAGUAAAGGUCGGACUCAGGAGGGCGCUAAGAAGGAGUGA